AUGGAGUCUAAAGGUUUCAAGCUAAGCAGAACCAAGACAAAAUAUUUGGAGUGUAAGUUUAGUGGUGCUACUCAAGGAGUGGAAAGUGAGGUGGGGCUGGAUUCACAAGUCAUCCCUAGGAGGGGAAGUUUUAAGUACCUUGGGUCUAUUAUACAGGGGGGCGAGGAGAUUGAUGAAGAUGUCACACAUUGUAUUGGGGCGGGAUGGAUAAAAUGGAGACUUGAUUCUGGUGUUUUGUGUGACAAGAAGGUACCACCAAAACUUAAAGGUAUGUUUGAUAGAGCGGUGGUCAGACCAGCUAUGUUGUAUGGAACUGAGUGUUGGCCAGUCAAGAGCUCCAACGUCCAGAAGAUGAAGGUAGCAGAGAUGAAGAUGUUGAGAUGA
Messenger RNA from Nicotiana attenuata, 384 nucleotides. RefSeq lists its product as uncharacterized. The coding region runs from base 1 to 384 and encodes 127 amino acids. Lineage: Eukaryota; Viridiplantae; Streptophyta; Magnoliopsida; Solanales; Solanaceae. The transcript has a single exon. The record is from RefSeq and is a predicted model, not a curated record.